Molecule: messenger RNA, 1632 nt
Organism: Bactrocera oleae (olive fruit fly)
Lineage: Eukaryota; Metazoa; Arthropoda; Insecta; Diptera; Tephritidae
Product: mitochondrial 2-oxodicarboxylate carrier
Source: RefSeq, a predicted model, not a curated record
AUAAUGCCGGCAGCGCGCGCCGCGUUGCACACAGAGUGCUCAGCCGGUUGACGCGCCCCUCACCCAGCACAUUUGCGAAGAUUCUCCGCGAGCGCUAGCGUCUUAUUGGAAUUCUCCGUGUGCGCUUUCUUUGCACGCGCUCGCCGAAUGAUGCUUUGUUCGGCUUCAACGCGCGCACACACUCUUCGCCAGCACUGACUGCCAAACAGCCAACGUCUGCCGGCAGUUGGACGGGUGAGCUCAACGCGACCGCAAGUGUACGACGAAGAUUCACUGAAUUGACAGAUUAAGUGUGAAAAGUGUUUAGCAAUUGCUGCAAAGUGCGCAGGCGAUUCACAACAGAGCUGAAGCAACGCGUAAUUUGAAAGUCUGAAAUUCCAAAAUUGCUGCGAAAUUUUUCAAAUAAACAAAAAACUGCGUUAAGUGAGGCAGACGAGCUUGUCGGCAUAGCAUUUGAAAUUUUUGCACAAAGAAAAAUGUCCGAAACACCCACGCAGCAAGCGCUGACGUCCGCCGUACUUGUGGCGCGCCAACAACACCAACAGGCGGAGACGCCAAAAGAGAUUACCGCGCUGAAACGCGCUGCGCUGCAGGUGAUGGCCGGCGGUUCGGCUGGUUUUGUGGAGGUUUGCAUUAUGCAGCCGCUGGAUGUGGUGAAGACACGCAUGCAGCUGCAGACGACGACGAAAGCGCUGGGGGAGAGCCACUACAAUGGCGUCUUCGAUUGCUUCGCCAAAAUGUAUCGUCAAGAGGGUUUGUUCUCCUUCUGGAAGGGUAUUCUACCACCUGUGAUAGCAGAAACGCCCAAGCGUGCGAUUAAAUUUGUUUGUUUCGAACAAACUAAACCGCUAUUUCUCUUUGGCGCACCAGCACCAACGCCACUGACAUUCUCGCUGGCCGGUUUGACAGCCGGUCUUAUCGAAGCCAUCGCCGUCAAUCCUUUCGAGGUGGUCAAAGUCGCGCAGCAGGCGGAUCGCUCGAAAAUGAAGGAGGCCGAAAGUACCUGGUCGGUGGCGCGACGCAUAGUGAAGAACGACGGACUGGGUUUUCGUGGUCUCAACAAAGGUGUCACUGCGACUAUGGGUCGCAAUGGUACCUUCAACAUGGUCUACUUUGGCUUCUAUCACAGUGUCAAGAACUAUGUGCCUGCCUUUGAGGACAGCACACAGGAGUUCAUACGCAAGGUCUUGAUCGGUUUCACAUCCGGCACGCUGGCCUGCUUCAUCAAUAUACCAUUCGAUGUGGCGAAGUCGCGCAUACAGGGCCCACAACCGCAAGCGGGUGUGCUCAAAUAUAAGGGCACCUUCCGUUCCAUUGGCAUUGUGUACCGCGAGGAGGGCUUCCGCGCGCUCUACAAGGGACUCGUACCGAAGGUGAUGCGUUUGGGUCCAGGCGGUGCCAUUAUGUUGUUAGUCUUUGAGUAUGCCUACGAAUUUCUGCAGCACAAGCUCUUGUGAGUUCCCAAGUAUUUGUGAAAUUGCCUGUCUACUGCAGGAAAGCAGUAUAUACACAGCGACAUGCAUACAUACAUUUUGUACUAUGCAGCUUAUUUGAUAAAUUGUUUAAAUUUUAUUGUUAUAAUAUCGCUAAAUGGAAAAUUUAAUAAAAAAGUAAAAUUUUUAUUUUUUGUAA